CGGGACGAGAGCAGGGGGAGCACGGGCGCGUCCGAUUCGGUGCAGUCUCGUGGUGGUGCUUUGGCGGGCAUCUUCUCGUCUCCGAGCCGCCGAACACGACAGAUCCCACCCGCGGCGCCGAUUCCAUUUUACAGUGAGAGGGUUUCAAAAACUAAGCUCAGUGAGUAUUCAGAAAAGAUUGAAGCACUAGCUGCCACACUGGCUGCUUCAGUGAAAGAAAAUGAAAAUCCAGUUGAUGAGAUCAAAGAAGAAAGCUCUUGUGAAAGAGAAAAGGCUGAGAGUCCAAUAUCCUUGUCAGCAGGAUUGCGAAGGAGAUCAACUAGGGCUCAGGUGGAAGCUGGUACAAGCAGUCAUGAUAGAAAAGAAAGAGAGACUGGAGGGCCUAUUAAAUUGGAUGCAGAAGCUCAGGCUAACAUUGAGAAGCAUAGGGACCUGCAAGACAGUCUGAUAGACGAAAUGGUUGACUUAGCACGUCAGCUGAAGAAAAGUAGCCUUGUAGUGAACCAAUCCGUACAAGAUACAGAGAAGAUCCUUGAUUCCACUGAGAGAGCCAUGGAGCAUAGCUUGGCGAGCACCGGCAGCGCAACGGCGCGAGCCUCUGAGGUCUACUCGCUGGCCUCCAAGACAACCUGCUUCCAGUGGUUGCUCAUUUUUCUGAUGACCUGCAUGUUUGUCAUGGUGGUUAUGCUCAUACGGGUCACCUGAUGUCGUUCGCUGCGACCACUGAAAACGGUGUCAUCAGUAGCCGUUAAGAUUGUACAAUCUUCUAAAUGAUCCUUCUGAACAUAAACACGAACCAGUUUUCCGAAAUGAGCAUUGCUUCUCAUCGUCAUUGUGCAGUUCGCUGAAGAAAGACGCAUCGGCGCUCAGUGCACCAAGGUAACUGUCAAGUUUCAGAGAACUCUGAAUAUUGUGGCUUGAGAAUAGACUUAGACUUAUUCUGCAUU
Messenger RNA from Triticum dicoccoides, 947 nucleotides. RefSeq lists its product as uncharacterized. Gene Ontology annotation, biological process: retrograde vesicle-mediated transport, Golgi to endoplasmic reticulum. Bases 457 to 705 code for a protein of 82 amino acids. NCBI's taxonomy places the organism in Eukaryota, Viridiplantae, Streptophyta, Magnoliopsida, Poales, Poaceae. The record is from RefSeq and is a predicted model, not a curated record. Gene Ontology annotation, cellular component: endoplasmic reticulum; SNARE complex. The transcript is spliced from 6 exons. Gene Ontology annotation, molecular function: SNAP receptor activity.